Strongylocentrotus purpuratus (purple sea urchin) is the source of this 1417-nucleotide messenger RNA. RefSeq names its product serine/threonine-protein kinase rio2-like. The transcript has 8 exons. The record is from RefSeq and is a predicted model, not a curated record. The coding region runs from base 20 to 1003 and encodes 327 amino acids. NCBI's taxonomy places the organism in Eukaryota, Metazoa, Echinodermata, Echinoidea, Camarodonta, Strongylocentrotidae.
GCCUGCUCUGACCAUCGAGAUGAUGACUUCCCAGAUGUCCACAUGGAGUACUCCAGGGAGUGGCACAAGGACACCCAGAACACCAAAGCAAGUUUCGUUUGUUGACGAGCUGGAAAGUUUGGGAUCUGAAAGAGAAGGAGACUUUGAGAUGGAAUGUCCAGUUUCAGGUCCAUCUAAGAGUAUAAGACCAUCUGAAUCCUCUCUGAAAAGGAAGUAUGCCAACCUUCUCUUAGAUGAAGACGAUGAUGAGGACAAUGAUGAGGAUGUCGAUCUCGAGGACGAUGAGGAGGAGGAGGAGGAUGCUGUUGUUGAUCAAGGGGAUGGCCAAAGAAGUAAGGACAAGCAGCGUGGAUUGAAUCUAAGCUUAGGACAGACCUCCUUCCUGGAACCCACAGUACUGUUCAAGGCUAAUGAACCAAAAGGUGAAGCAGAGCUGAGUGAACACUCCGGUGAGGAUGGCAUCAGUGAUCAUUCCAUCUCAUCGUCCUGGGGUCACAACAUGGACUUCCCUGCCAUGCAGAUGCCUGAAAUGUUUGGAUUCAUGAGAAACAGACUCAAGCAAAAGAUGAUGGAGAAGAGAAACCAAUCUCAGCAGCUCACAGAGUCUGCUAUUCAAUCAACUCAAAACCAGAUGAACAAACUCUUUUUGGAACUCCACAAAGCAAGACAAAGGAGCCAGAAUGCGUUCCAGGACAAGCUGCUGACAGAGUUGGUCGGCAUGGAGAGAAAUCUGGAGAAACUCGACAAGAUUCAAGCCCAGAAUGAACAAAUCCUCAAACAAUACGCCAAGAAGUCCACGCAACACGUAGAACAGCACUUGUCCAGAGUGGAGGAGUUGCAUGCAGGGUUCCUGGAGAAGAGUGCCUGCCUAGGAGAGAAUGUUGUAGAAUCUCUCCAGCACGUUGUAAAUAAGGAGAUGAAGAACAUGCUCAAGAAAAUGAUGCAAGAUAUGCAACAAGAACAGAUGAAGAAAACCAUGCAGUCUCUCUUUCUCUUGCGAUGAUCAGCAGCUGAUGAUAUCAAUACUUAACACCUUAGGAGGUAUCUCUCUCUUCCUGUGUUCAUAACGUUCCAACCUGAUUCAUUUCAUCGCACAAAUCAAUGCACAUUCAUUUGAAGACGGUUGAUUAUAUCUAGAGUAUUUGCUUGUUUAAAGCUUCUAAAUUUUGAAUGAAUUUGUAUCUGCUUGUGUUAUGAUUUGAAUUGAAUGACAAUGAAGUUGAAACACAGUCUUUCUUUCACCAGCGAUGAUCAAAAGCUAACGAUAUCAAUGCUUUAUAUUUGACAAGUAUUUUCCCUUUUUUUAAUUGCUGAAGCAGCAUCAAAAUUGAAACCAGAUUUAUUUUCAUCACUGUAAAAAAUGGAUGUACAGUCAUAUAAAGAUAGUUUAUUAUACCUAGAGAAUUUCUUUGUUUGA